Messenger RNA from Hydractinia symbiolongicarpus, 1458 nucleotides. RefSeq names its product melatonin receptor type 1B-like. Gene Ontology annotation, cellular component: membrane. The transcript is spliced from 8 exons. The record is from RefSeq and is a predicted model, not a curated record. Lineage: Eukaryota; Metazoa; Cnidaria; Hydrozoa; Anthoathecata; Hydractiniidae. Bases 1 to 1458 code for a protein of 485 amino acids.
AUGUGCACAUGUUCACAUUUCAUCAGACGAAGGAAUAUCAACAAAAUGUACUUAUACGUAUUAUUAUCAACCCAAACAAUAAUUCGCUUAGUCAAUGAAAUCAUAUCUCAUUUGCUAAUUCGUGUGUAUGUAGCACGACAUUCUUCUCACACACAGACAGACGAGGCGAGAUCCGCAAAUGUUAAUAUGACUUGGAUAAGUGAAAGAAUAAGCAAGGGGAAUAUAUUCCAGCAGGCGCCGAAAAAACUUGUUAACCGUGAAGUAAGCGCUAGCAACUUUGUCAUCAGAAAACUGUACUUCUUUUUUUGUCUCCAAUUCUUUAUGGACAACAUCAGCGAGAAGAAACCUUUUGAUAUGAUGAAUAACUUUACAAACACCACAACACAAAACUCUCUAGAAGACACUAAAAGAAUCCUUGGCAGUUUCCUUCUCGUCUUGUCUCUCUUUGGUUUGGUAACAUACAUCAUAUUCAUCGUGCUCGUGUUCACAAGAAAACGCUUCCAUCAGCAAUCAUUUUUCGUCAUUGCCGGCUGGCUUGGUAUCGCGGAUUGCAUCUGUUUAAUUUUAAUGAUUGGUUACGCUUCGCCGUGUAUAAUAUUACAAGCAAGUCUAAGCAGCAGCAGGGUCAUUGGUGGUAUCCUCAACAUAGGUUGGUUCAGCGGAUUGCCCUUAAUUACUUUACUAGCAGGAAAUAGAUAUUUUUGCAUUUGUGAUCGGGAAAGAUUUAGAAAAAUUUUUACAUCACAAAACACAGGAUAUUUAUGUCUGGGAUCAUGGCUGUUUGGUGCAGCCUAUUCCAUUCCAACAUUCUUUUCCUGCUGUUCUCUCAAAUUUGACUCCACUAUCAUGUCCUGGAGUUGGAAGGCAAAUCAGGAUAAAACAAUUUAUCUUGACUAUGCAGAACUAGUCAUGGUUGUAUUGACGUUCAUAAUAAUCUAUGUGUUCAAUGCAUGUGUCUUAAGAAAAAUCCAUCAAGUUGGUGCCCAAAUGAGAUUCAGCAUGAUUCGCGAACAAAGGCGACUUUUUUAUGAGAAAAAAAUCUUCUUUCAGUUUCUUAUUACCUCAUCAUGGCUACUUAUUUUCGACGUUCCGUUCGUAGCCAUUGGAUAUAUGUCGAGCGUGACGUAUAAAUUUGGCAUCUUCGUUACCAUGGCUUACGUGGUCAACUGUUCUAUUAACGGAUGGGUAUACUUGUUUAUGAAUAAAACUGUUCAAGCGGAAAUUAAAAGAAGCCUUUAUAAGAGGGCGCCUGUUAGUCCAAUCAAAAGCGUGACUUCAACUCGAAUCUCUAUCAUCACAUGGAAAAAACAUACCGUGGAAAUGAAGAGUUAUUCGAAAGAUAAUUACCAUGUUUGCGGUAUUGAACUAAAAAGAGUAUUGUUUAGAAGGCUGGUGGCCAACGACCGCACCCUUGUCACAUUUGAGACCUACAAGACGGCACAUAAGCCUUUGCCAUGA